This is a messenger RNA of Cyphomyrmex costatus, 4606 nucleotides long. RefSeq lists its product as uncharacterized. Bases 1 to 4518 code for a protein of 1505 amino acids. The record is from RefSeq and is a predicted model, not a curated record. NCBI's taxonomy places the organism in Eukaryota, Metazoa, Arthropoda, Insecta, Hymenoptera, Formicidae. The transcript is spliced from 10 exons.
AUGCAAUCGCAUAAUCAACACUUGGCCGUCGCGCUAAAGUCGCAGAAGAGGAAGAAAGUUAAGUCCAAUCGGACGCUCGCACCUAGAGACAAUUGGUCCACGAUAUUCUGCAGCAAAACGCGCGACGAGUCCAAUGAUAUCGAGAAGAGACUGUCCCGAUUUGGUGAAUGUUCCACGAUUAUCGACGAGAACGAUUCCAAUGUCAUUGCCUGCGAUAUCGCCGAACUCUUCGAGAACAGUGACUGCAGCAAUGAAGAAAGGACGGCUUGUCCACGGAUUUCCAGCUCGACGGAGCUGGAAGAGGACGAGAUCGACGUGUGCACCACGUGCAAGGAUUGCGUGGAAUGUCAACUGCUGCAGGAGCAGGGUAGCGUCGCCACUGCCGCGAAGAUACGCAAGACUAAAGAGGAUCUGAUGAGUGACCAAGACGAAGAACUGACGGAACAUCUGGAUUAUUAUGAUAGUGACAUCAGCGGUGCAGAGACGGCCUCCACGUCGAGUACAGUCGCCUCGAUGGAGCAUAAAGUAACACCAAUUCUCGUGGAUCUAACCAGCGAGGAGCAAGCAACCCCUAAGCAAACUACCUGGAAACAGACAAUCCUAAAACGAUUCACCAAAGCUGAAGAAAGCUCGGAGAUGUCGGAACCUCGCAUCAUGAUAGCAGACAGUUCCAGCAGAUUGCAGCAACGCGGUGGUACGGGCAGCAGUUUGGCGACUGCCUUAAGGGAUCGUGGUCCUUGCGUGAUCCCUGUACAGCCUAAUCGUUCCCUGCCGAUUCGACCAGCGCCGCCGGCACCGACGAGAUCAGCGUCAAUAGUAACGUUGCGGAAAACGCUACGUUCGCCAAUUCUCAAGCUGCCGAAAUCCUCGAGCCUGGACGUGAUCGAGUUGCAAUCAAACGCAUCUCCGAGCAGCUCGUUGACGAGCAAGUUGAACGAACUUUCUUUCGGGCAACAGGAUGGGAACGGAAACGGAAUGAUGCUUACGAGCGAGUUCAUUGAUCGCUCGGACUACAUUCUUCCAGACAUGACUAAUGUCAUGCAGAUUACGAAAGAGGUCAACAGUAUUAAAAGAAAAAACAGCGAAGAUCGGGGCAAGGAGUACGAGAAAGAAAUUACCAAGGAUGUGAAGAAGCAGAGAAAAUCCCACGAAGUCGACACCGGCCAUGUACGUGACGAACACGUCAAAAAUAUUUUAAAAGAGUACUCCAGAACUUCUUGCGGUAAUUUGGCCGAUAAAGGGGAAAGAAAAUUGCAUCAACAUGUAGUAGUGAGGCUAUGGGAUUCUCGUCCUGGGAUACCCGACAAAAGAUAUUCGUCACCGGUGGAGGUGUCGACGACGGAGCCGGAGACAGAAAAGAAGGAAAUCUGCAACAAAGUCGUACCGCCUUUAAGACUGAAGAAGAUUGUACGUGAAGAAAUUCCUCUACCACAAGCGAGCACCAUUAACGAAUAUCGACGUAAUAUCGAGGUGAAUGCCGGGAUGGGAAGCGAGUCCAACUAUCGUAUUGUCACCGGCGCCACGCCACGUCCGGAAUCCCCGUCCGGAUACUCUCCUACCUCUUUCUGGAGCAGCGAAGCCUCGGAGAACGAGUUCGAAUCGUCGGACAACACGCGGGACAGGAGUAGGCGAUCUUCGCCAAAGAGCGACGGCUACAAGAUCAAGUACCGUCGCAAUCGGUUGCGCCAGAAAUUGCGGGAACUUCGCGGUAAGGCACUGGAGCUCUCGCGGGAGAUGACAGCGUGCAAUAACGCCGCCGACACGAGCCCGCAGCGCAACACCCGGCUGCGGCAGAUGAUGAAUUGCUACGAGAAGCAAAUCGAGAACAUCUCGAAGCUGCUGUGCAAGUUGUCCGCCUCCAUUCCGCCGACAACCGACGACAUCAUCGUCGAUCUUGACUAUGAGAACGAGUUGAAUGAGCGCGCGUCAGCUGAGAAAACUGCUAUGAAUGGGAUAUCCAGAAGCAGCGUUUCUCCGUCUCCUUCACCGGAACCACCGCAAUUGUCGCCGCGUUCUCCCAUCGACUAUGAAAAAGGUAAAUCGCCCGAUGCGGUGAGUGACAGUCCGCCGAUACUACCCAGAGUUUACAUAGCAAUCCAACCGACUACUCUCGAAUGUCUGAAGCAAAAUCUAGUCGUCACCAAAAGCUGGCAUAAAGGUGAUAGCUCACCGAGCUCGCCAAUCGAGAAAGAAGUCAAGGUGAACGAUACGAAUCAAAUAAUACGCGACGACGUAACAACGCUAGCUAUAUCUCCGGUUUCAUCGACUGAAUUUGAAGAUCCGAGAAACAGCACAGUGGAGUGGAACGAAGAAGAACCUUUGUCGAAAAUGAAGAAUUCAGAAAUCGAGGAAAAAAUUCCAGAGGACACUAAAACGUUUGGCGACAUUGAGGAACAUCGACAAACAACACCGACGAUACCUUCGGACAACUUUCUGAGUCCAACAAUGGACCUCGAGAUAGAUGCAAGCGAUAUGAGAGACACGAAAGAAAGACCUGUCGCUCAACGUCAUCUCGACGAAAUAACACAGGUUUCGGAAACGGACGAAAACAAACAAGUCACUUGCGAGAAACAGGAGCUGGAACAGAAAUCGAAUGAAGCUUUACCGUCUAGUCCAUCGAUCAUGGAGGAUACUAAGAAAACUACUAAGGAAUAUGGAACUUACUCGGAAGAGAGGAUCAACGUCAAGAAUAAAGUAGUAACGAGCACAUUUACAGCUGCACAGGAAGAGAUGGUCAGACAAGUACCAACCGCCAAUGUGACUAAUAUCUUGCAACUACAGUCGAAUUAUUACGGCUCGUCUGUCGCGCGCGAGAAUGUCGUCUUCGCAGACGUCAUCCAAAAUUCGAGGGACGUGCAGAAGGUAACAUCAAGCAUGAGUCAAUCUUCUGCCUUGGAUCCACCAAUACCCUUGAGUUUUGCUCAACCUAGAUCUACUGUUAGCAGCUCAAAUCAACAAUGUAUCGUUCUGCCUAAUAGCUGCAACAGAACCACUCAGGAGAAUACCAAUCAGCGAAAUGACGGAAAUCGCAUUAUGACAGAGCAAUUUCCCACUCUGGGCAAUUGGGUAGCUCGAAUGUCGAAGAAACAAGCUAAAUCGAAAUCUAAAUUACAAUCUGGAAUAAGCUUACCAACCGCAUCAACGGCGGAGGUCGCUCGCGUUCCUGGACUGGAGGCGCAAAAAAUUCGCUCAAAUGCACCAAAUACGACUCGAAACAAUAUAGUCAACGUAGCGCCACAAUGGAAUACAGAAAGGUGGCAGCGUCAUCAGCAACGUCAGCAACAAUUGUACGCAUCAUCGGUCAUACCUCCAGUGAGACCGAGCAUCUGUCCACCUAUCUCAGUUACCCAGUUCUAUCCACCAAAUUAUGCGAUCGAUCCUUACGGUGCGGCUUUUGGCUAUCACUCAGCGGUAUGUCCUUACGGCGAUUAUCCCUGUCAUUCACGUCUGCACGCUACCGCACCGCCGAUAAGCGGCUACCAGUUAGGUCCUUUGCAAGAUUCGCAUGCAGCUUCGCUCCGUCAGAUGCAGCAUCUCGACAAACGUUAUCCUACUCAUCUGCAAGAUGCAGCGUCUCGUCACUUUACCGCAGAUCUCCUCAAAUAUUCUGGAACUUUAUCCGCGGGCGGUUAUCAGCCGGCAGCUGCCGCUGCUGCCGGCUUGGACUACGACCGUUUGAGGACGGCGACCGCUGCUACGCAAAACGGUACUACGUCGACUUGUCUACCACCCCUGCUAUUACCGCCACCUCCACCAUUAGCAGCCUCCGCGCAGCAAUCUUUGGCACGCACUUCCUUGGCUGGCUACCCCGCGAGCAAUGGCCAAUGCGGCAGGAAUAGGAUGAUCCCGGAUGUCGUUGCUGCAGCAGCAGCUGCUGCGGUGGUCGCGGCAGCUUCCUUUGGUCGACAGCGUGGUACGCUAUCAUCCUACGGAAGAGCUGACACAGAAAUAGUAUCUGGAGGAAUCGGCGGUGUCAUGGAUAAUGAAUCUUCGCAGUUGAUGGCGAACAGAGUGGCAAAUCGCGAACGUUUACCACAAGAACAAGUGCAACCAGUCGGUGGGGUCAAUGUAGACUCACGAUUGAAUAAUGGCGGUUACCGUCAAUUGCAAAAUUUAAUACUGGAUAGAUUACCUUAUGUGAAAGCGGAUGAUACUUAUUCUCAAUCGUCUACAGCGAUUUAUGACGACAACGCGCAGGAGCCGACAGUAGCAUCCUCGGUGCCCAAGUCAACAUACAAAUCCGCUACAAUAUUAGCAUCUAGUAACGCGUUGGCCGCCAAGGAACCCAUGCGGAAAGAGAAACGUAACUGCGAAACACCGCAUCUAGGUAAGGUGAAUCGUACUCUGGAAACCACGAGCAAUCUAGAGUGCUCUAACUGUGGCCUCACCGGAUCCAUGUUCAAGUGCCUAGGCUGUGAGACAGCCUUCUACUGUGACGAAAGAUGCCAAACUCGUCACUGGAGUAUCCAUGUAGAGAAAUGUCCUAAGAGGAUGCCUAAGUUAAAAAAACUUGUUUGAAAAUGAUUAUAGAAACUAUAAAGUGAUCGAUAAACAAAUUAAUGUCUGUAAAAAUAUUAACGAGUUUGUUCAAUAACUAAAACAGAAA